This is a messenger RNA of Zingiber officinale, 4819 nucleotides long. Its product is annotated as probably inactive leucine-rich repeat receptor-like protein kinase At5g06940. Gene Ontology annotation, biological process: protein phosphorylation. NCBI's taxonomy places the organism in Eukaryota, Viridiplantae, Streptophyta, Magnoliopsida, Zingiberales, Zingiberaceae. The transcript has 5 exons. Gene Ontology annotation, molecular function: ATP binding; receptor serine/threonine kinase binding; protein kinase activity. The record is from RefSeq and is a predicted model, not a curated record. The coding region runs from base 2041 to 4686 and encodes 881 amino acids.
CCAAAAGUGACGACCCCUUCUGGACUCUCUCCUCUACCCGCCGCGAUUGAUCGCCGCCCAGGCGGUUCAUGGAGAUCGUGCCCCCAUGGCCUGACUGAGGCGGAGCGAGCGAGCCGCAUCUACCGCUCCCAUUCAGAGCGGCCGAAGGGACUGAGAUAGGCAUCAGUUGCAAGCCACUCGCGGCGAUCGCUGCCUGCGCCGGGAAGGUGAUCACUAUUUUACCCAGAGGUUCAUCAUCAACGGGAAGGAGGUUAUCGAGAUGAAACGCAAGUAUUAGAGGCCGAAUCCUCUUCCUCUUCAACAUGUUGCUGAUGUCUUGCCCAGCUUCGAUCCACAAGGGGAAAACGCGAAGGGGAAAACAAAACAAAAAGGAUUGUGUGUUAUAAGUAGAACAAGGGAAGAAGAUCUAACUGCAAUCAUCUCAUCCGUACCAAUCUUUUGCUCUGGCAAAGGUGGAGGAGCCUCAAAACUGCUUUCCCAUAGCAAUCAAAUCAGUUGCAGUUUGGUCAUCAUCCUUUUCAGUUGUAAGUUUGCUUUUUUGUUACACUUGCAUGAAAACUCCAACUAGUGUUCCUGGACAAUUGCCAUUAUAUUGCUGCAAUUCUCGUGCUCAAGAAUUUAUUAGGUCAGAACUGAGGCAGUUCUGCCUUGCCUCGUACAAGGUCCUCAAGUUGGCACUGGGCAUCACUUCACAGGUAUAUAUCAUGGGAUACCUGACCACAUCAAUCCAAAUCCAUUAACAAUUAGAUCCUAACAGGAGAAGGUAUGCCAAAUCCAUUAACAAUUAGUUGCGUCCAAUUUUUUUGAUGCAAAAGAGGAGCAGUGGAGAUUGAAUCUGAUUGAUAAAGUGAAAUUGCAUAGGAUAAGUAGAGUUGCCUCCUUUAUCUUUUGGUUUCUAAUGCUACAGAGCAAGCCUUAAUGCUGACAUUUUUUUAAACCUAUUUGAUCAAUCGGCCUCUGAUUCAUAAAGUGAAUUGCAAAGGAUAAGUAGAAAUGCGCAUUCUUUCUUCUUGAAUUUUCCUGCCUGGAAUUGAGUUGAUUCCUUUGGUUAAUGUUCAGGAACUUGCCUCCUCCUUUUUGUUAGUGGACUCUGGUGCUCGAGUCCAAAAGAUUUUGACCUGUUCUCUUGUCAAAUGUACUCCCAGAUGCAAGCAUGUUCAAGUGGACUCUGCUUUGCUGCACUGUGAUCAUGAGUCAAGACCGAUGUUAUUUCAUUAUUAAAAGCACGAUAAUAAUGUCAAUGGAGGACUGUAUCAGUGGGUCCACUCUGAAGACGGAAGAGCUCAAGGCAGCAAGAACAACAGAAAAGAAGACUUUUACCGCAGUUGUAACUCACGGGUUGCUUUGAGCCCAAACAUCUCAUGUGCAUUGACUUAUCAAUUGGUUUAUCUUAAAAAACAGAGCCUCCCGGUACGGCCAUUCAAAAGGGCUCCGCAGUGACCCUUUUUGGUCUUGGCCAUUAAUAUAUGUUUCAGUGUACGUCCACCGUCGAAUUCAACAGCCUGCAUGGGAACGGUUAACUUCAUCGCAGCCGUCUAAUGGCAGUAAGGCGUUGAGAAGAUGAAGCCAGCGCCGAGAAAUGAAUGGACUCGCUUGUCUUCUUCCCCUACCGUGGCAGGAAGAUUUCUGUCAUGUCAUCUCUGUUCACGGUAUACUUGCCGCUGCUGCAGUUGAAUGAAGCCCACAUGCAACCAACCAAGUUACUCAAGUAGAUAGAAGCAGUUUAAGAUUGUGAAGCGGAUGGUAAAUUGGGGAGGUUAAUUUGCUUGCAGAAUCAACCGUGGAUGUUAUUAGGAGGACGCAUUCUCUAUGCAUGAUCUGGGUAAAUCUUUAAUGCUAAAGGACUAAAUCUAACACUGUCUACGGUGGUGCAGGAGCGCUGCACAGAGCAUAGCAGAGGCGUAUCUGUCAAAAUUCAAUUGAAAAAGGGCCCUUUGCUUUAACUGUAAUAAUGACACUGCCAUUACCAACUCAUAUAAUCCGUCACUGUGGAAGAGUAGGAACAAGGAACACCGGAGCGGGCAGCUUCCAUCGCUCAGCAUGCCUUCCUCCUCGGCUCACCUCCCUCUCUUCUUGUCUCUGUUACUCUCCUCCUUCGGCACCAUCCUCUCUUCUUCCUCUGAAUCAGACCUGCUUCUCACCUUCAAAGCCUCCGUGGAGGACCCUGCCUUGGUUCUGUCCGACUGGUCCCCGAACUUCACAAACUAUUGUAACUGGACUGGUAUUACUUGCUCCAAGACCACUUCUCUGGUUACCUCCAUAGAUCUUAACAACCGCAACCUCUCCGGUUACAUCUCUCCUUCCAUCUGCCAACUACCUGAGCUUUCGACCCUUAACCUUGCCAGCAAUAACUUCAAUCAGGCCAUUACUCUCCAACUCACCGAGUGCUCUAGGCUAGUCAUUCUCAACCUAAGCAACAAUCUCCUCUGGGGGACACUUCCUGAACAGAUAGGUCUAUUGUCAAGCUUGGUUACUCUUGAUCUCAGCAGGAACCACAUUGAAGGGCAGAUACCACUUAGCUUGGGGUCGUUAGUGAGGCUCCAAGUUCUCAACUUCGGAAGUAACUUUUUCUCAGGUAUCAUCCAUCCCCAUGUUUUGAAGAAUUUGAGUGAGCUAGUCCUCCUUGAUUUGUCUCGCAAUCCGUCUUUAAUAUCUCAACUACCUCAAGAAAUCGGGAGAGUUUCUAAAUUAAGAUGGCUGUUGAUGCAAAGAUCUGGUCUUUAUGGUACUAUUCCUGAGUCCUUGCUUGAUCUCCAUGAACUCGAGAUUUUAGAUCUUUCCCAGAAUAAUUUGACUGGGAUUAUCCCUUUGGGGCUUGGGUUAGGCUUUCUGAAGUUAGCUUCUGUAGACUUCUCACAGAACAUGCUUUCUGGUUCCUUUCCUAUUGAUGUCUGCUAUGGAAAAGUUCUUCUAGAGUUAAGUCUUCAUGAGAACUCUUUCACGGGUUCAAUACCUAAAAUCAUUGAGAAAUGUUCCAGCCUUGAGAGGCUUCAAGUGCAGGAUAAUAAGUUUUCCGGUGAACUUCCAUCUGGUUUAUGGUCAAUGCCCCAGUUAAAGUUACUCAGAGCUGAGAACAACCUGUUCACCGGUGAGAUACCGGAUGAGGUUGGUGUUCCUUCUCAACUGGAGCAAGUUCAGAUUGAUAACAACAACUUCACAGGUGUAAUCGCAAGAGGCCUUGGAUCAAUUCGCACUAUGUACAAGUUUUCAGCUUCACUUAAUCGCUUCUCUGGUAAUCUCCCUGAUAAUAUCUUUGAUUCUCCUGUAUUGAGUAUCGUAAAUAUGUCCCACAAUUCUCUCACGGGACCGAUUCCAGAGCCCAGGAAUUGCAGGAAGUUGGUUUCUUUAUCCUUGGCAGGCAACAGUCUGAGCGGAGGCAUACCACCUUCACUUGGCCACUUACCGGUACUGACAUACCUUGACAUUUCGAACAACAAGAUUACCGGUGAAAUCCCACCCGAGCUUCAAAAUUUGAAGCUUGCACUGUUCAAUGUUUCUUUCAACCAGCUUUCAGGAAGUGUUCCAGCUUCUCUUGUUUCUGGUCUUCCAGCUUCCUUUCUACAGGGAAAUCCAGACUUGUGUGGACCUGGGUUGUUGAAUCCGUGCACUGUGAGACCAGAAAAACAGAACUCCAAGAACAAUGGACUGAUAUGGACUGUAAUUGUGAUAUCUAUCAUCGUUGGUCUCAUGUUAAUAGCCUCAGGCCUUCUUGCUGUAUAUAGGUUAUCUCAAAGUCGGCCUGGUUCAGGUAAAUGGAAAUCAGUGUUCUUUUAUCCUCUUAAGAUUACAGAAGACGAGUUACUGAUGGCUUUAGUUGAGAGAAAUUCUAUCGGCGAAGGAGCGUUCGGUAAAGUGUAUGCCAUCCCGGCACCAGAUGGAGAAUUCGUCGCCGUCAAGAGGUUACUGAACUCCGGUAAUUUGUCUUUCAGAACCGUGAAGGCUGAGAUAAAAACUUUGGCGAAGGCUAGGCAUCGAAAUGUCACCAAGUUGUUAGGCUUUUGUUACUCAAGAGGCACCAUCCUUCUCAUUUUCGAAUAUCAGCAGAAAGGUAGCUUGGGAGAUGCUCUCCGAAAACCAGGCUUCUCCAUGGAUUGGCGAUUUCGCCUCAAAGUUGCUGUUGGUUCUGCUCAAGGCUUACUCUACCUUCACAAUGAUUAUGUCUCGCAGAUACUUCAUCUUGACAUGAAAUCUAAUAACAUUCUCCUUGGUGAUGAUUUCGAACCGAAGAUAGCUGACUUUGGCCUUGCUCGUGUAAUUGGGGAGGCAGCAUACAAAUCAUCUGUAGCUUCUGAGCUGGGAGGCUAUUGCUAUUUCCCUCCAGAAUAUGGAUGCAUCAAGAAGCCAACAGAACAAAUGGAUGUGUACAGUUUCGGGGUCGUCUUACUGGAGCUCAUCACUGGAAGACCGGCGGAGCAACCGGAGUCCCGGGAGUCUCUCGACAUCGUCAAGCUAGUGAGAAGAAAGGUGAACAUGACAAACGGAGCCCUUGAAGUUCUAGAUCCCAAGAUCUCAAGCUCAGCGCAGCAAGACAUGCUGGAAGUGCUGGAUCUUGCUCUUCGAUGCACCUCCGUUUUGCCGGAGAAGCGACCGACAAUCAUCGAGGUCGUCCGGUCCUUGCAAUCACUCCAGCCGAUCGCCCUGCCUCCGAUACUCACCGGCGACGGCGAACUGCCCGGCGUCGAGUGAAAGGAUUGAUCAUAAUAUAUAUUUUCCCUUUGUUUUCCCCCUGUUAUUAUCAUGGUUUGUUUAGUCUGAUUUCUGGAAUGGAGACUUCGUACAGUGAAAAGGAAAUCGCAUUAAUUCAUCGUUUGUUCUUGAA